CUACGACAGCGACGCGCGGGGUGACGAUUAAACAAUUCACCAGCAACCAUCACGACCGCGAACUAACCCGCAGCACAACUUGUGAGAGAGCGAAUUAUUUCUGUAAAGGGAAAUAUCCCCUUUAGUAAUUCUUUACACAUUUUUCUCUUAAUUAUUUUUCCUCUCUUUCAUUGCACACCUCACAUCGACAAGCCAUGAGCACACGGCCGACAAGACGCGCCGCGACACGGCGUACAGCCGUCGUUGAUUCGGACGACGACGAGAAUGGCUCCAAUGUGAAGCCUCAAGCCAAUGAGGACAGCUUUGAAGACUCUGUUGCGACUACUACGCGAAGAAGCACCCGCAGAAAGGUGUCGGCAACUCCUGCGGCGCCUGCGACAAGAACGACGAGAACAUCGAGAACAUCACGCAAGACUUCUACUCCUGUUGCAACUCCAGAGCCAGAAGAGCCUCAGAAGGCAGAGCCUACGGAGCAAGAGGCUGAACCCGAGCAGCCACAGGACGAGGUGAUGAAGGAGGAGCCUAUAUCGUCUCCCGUCCAGCCAAAGGCUGCCAAGCGCGAAAGCACUCCCAGACAAUCGCUAGGACGAACUCCUGAUCUUGCGCCUCCUACGACACCUAAGGCUCCGACGACUCCACGACCGCCAAGCAGCUCCGCCCCCUUGGGAGAUAUCACUACCGCUACUGUGAACGCCACAGCGAGAGAGAUGGCCAUGAACAUUAGCCCUAUCAAGGCUAUGGACGCUCUCCUGGACAAGCCCAUGGACAUCAUGCUCAAGCAGCGCACCAUGACUGUGGCUAUUCCCGAGGACACUGCGCCCAAGUCCCGUAUUGUCUUGACGCACCUGAUUCUCACCAACUUCAAGAGUUACGCUGGUCGCCAGGAGGUUGGACCUUUCCAUGCGUCGUUCUCGUCAGUUGUCGGACCCAACGGUUCCGGCAAGUCCAACGUUAUUGACUCUUUGCUUUUCGUAUUUGGUUUCCGUGCCAGCAAAAUGCGACAGGGCAAGAUCUCUGCCCUCAUUCACAACUCUGCCCAGUAUCCUGACCUGGACCACUGCGAGGUUGCGGUUCACUUUCAAGAGGUCAUGGACCAGGCUGGUGGCGGUCACUCUGUCAUUCCCGACUCCGAAAUUAUCAUCUCCCGACGAGCCUUCAAGAACAACUCCAGCAAAUACUACAUCAACAACAAGACUUCGGACUUCACAACAGUAACAACCUUGCUCAAGGAAAAGGGUGUCGAUCUCGACCACAAGCGUUUCUUGAUCUUGCAGGGUGAAGUCGAAUCUAUUGCCCAGAUGAAGCCCAAGGCGGUUACUGAGCACGAUGAUGGUCUCCUUGAGUAUCUCGAGGAUAUCAUUGGCACUUCCAAGUACAAGACGCCGAUUGAAGAGGCCGCUACUAAGGUGGAAGAGCUCAACGACAUCUGUAUCGAGAAGAGCGGUCGCGUUCAGCAUGUCGAAAAGGAGAAAAAGAGCUUGGAGGACAAGAAGGACAAGGCUCUCAUGUUCAUCCGCGAUGAAAACGAGCUGACGCUAAAGCAAUCCGCCCUCUACCAGCUCUUUAUCCAUGAGUGCAAUGAGAACAUCUCCAUCUCGGAGGAGGCCGUCAAUGAGAUGCAGGCUCAGCUUACUGAGGAGCUCGAGCAUCACCAGGGCAAUGAGCAAAUUAUCAAGGCCCUGGAGAAGCAAUACAAGCAGGGCUCCAAGGAAUGUUCUGUAAUGGACCAUGAAACCCAGGCUCUCGUUAAGGAGAUGUCUCAAUUCGAUCAGGAGCGUGUCAAGUUUGAAGAGAAGAAGAAGUUCCUUAGCGACAAGCGACGCAAGCAAGAAAACGCCAUCACUACUGCCACCAAGGCGUACGAGACUGCCAACGAAACUAUUGAGGAGUGUACUCUUAACAUCGAGGGCCGCUCUGGCAAAAUCACCAGUCUCGAGGAAUCUGUUGCUGAGGAAGAAGCCCAGCUGGCCAAGAUUCGCGAUAGCCUCAAGGGCAAGACUCAGGCGUUUUCGGAUCAGAUUACAGUCAAGCAAAAGGCUCUCGACCCGUUCAUGGAGAAGAUCAACGAGAAGCAGUCGGCUAUUGCUGUUGCUGAAAGUGAAUUGAACAUCCUUCAAGAAAAGGCCAAUGCUGGAGCUGUUGCUCUCGAGGAUCUGCAAAACAAGAUUCGAUCCAUCGAGGAAUCCAAGUCUGACAAGACACACGAGCUAAAGAAGUGCGAAGCGGAAAAGGCUGCGCUCAAGGAGGAAGCCGACACCAUGGUUUCCGAACUUGAGACCCUUGCCCAGCAGGAACCCAAGUUCCGCACCAAGAUUUCCACUACAAGACAAAAGGCAGAUGAGGCUCGCUCCAGUCUGGCUAGCACUCAAACUCGCGGCAAUGUCUUGACGGCGCUGAUGCGUAUGAAGGAGUCUGGUCGUAUUGAGGGUUUCCACGGCCGUCUUGGUAACCUUGGUACCAUUGACGCCAAGUACGACGUUGCUGUUUCUACCGCUGUCAGCGCGUUGGACAACUUCGUCACUGAAUCAGUCGAGGCUGGUCAGCAGUGUAUCGAGUAUCUCCGCAAGAACAAUCUGGGCCGCGGUAACUUCAUUUGCUUAGACAAGCUCAAGGGUCGCAACCUAUCACCUAUCCAGACGCCCGAAAAUGCCCCUCGUCUCUUUGAUCUUGUUAAGACCAAGGAAGACAAGUUCCGACCAGCCUUCUAUCACGCCAUGCAGGAUACCCUUGUGGCCAAGGAUCUGGCCCAAGCUAACCGCAUCGCCUACGGCGCCAAGAGAUGGCGUGUCGUCACUUUGGAUGGUGAGCUUAUCGACAAGUCCGGUACCAUGUCUGGUGGUGGCAAGACGGUCAGAAAGGGUCUGAUGUCCUCCAAGUUGGUCGCCGAUAUCACAGUUGAACAGGUCGCGCAGCUUGAAGAAGCUCGUGAUGCCAUCGAGACCCAGUUCCAGGAGUUCCAAAAGUACCAGAGCGAAUGUGAGACCAAGCUCCAGGAAUUAAAUGACAAGCUGCCGAAGCUUGAGACUCAGAUUCAAAAGCUCAAACUUGAGCUGGAGAGCUCGACUCGCAACAUUGCCGAUCUUCAGAAACGCAUCAAGGAAGUCAGCAAGGAAUAUCAGCCUUCGGCUGCUGAUACAACGAGAACGGCGGAGCUUGAGAAGACCAUCCAGAAGCUUCAAGCUGAGGUCGACCAUCUCCACGGCGAGACUGCCAGUGUUGAGCAAGAAAUCAAGGUCCUUCAAGACAAGAUCAUGGAAGUGGGUGGUGAGAAGCUCCGUUCUCAGCGCGCUAUGGUCGACUCGAUUAAAGAUCAAAUCACUGCCCACAACGAAGAGGUUUCGCAUGCUGAAGUCCAAAAAGUCAAGGCUGAGAAGCAGAAGAUCAAGUUGGAGAAGGAUAUGGCCAAGGCUACCAAGGAGCGAGACGCAGCUGACCGGGAUCUCGAAGCCCUGCAACUCGACAUUGACAACCAGGGCGUGAAGGCUGACGAGCUACGCAGCCAAGUAGAAACAGCCAAGACUGCUCUUACCGCCAAAAAGACAGAGCUCUCAAGCAUCAAGGAAGACCUCGACGCCAAGACCACCGAGCUCAACAACACGCGUGCCGCCGAGAUUGAGAUGCGAAACAAGCUCGAGGAGAACCAAAAGGCCCUUGUCGAGAACCAGAAGCGCUUGCGUUACUGGGACGAGAAGAUGUCCAAGCUUACUCUGCAGAGUAUCGAGGAAUUGACAGGUGAGCCUGCGUCAGCAGCCAAGAUCCGCGCCGCUUCCGAACAGCCUAAGGCAGAAGGUGACGAUGAGGAGAUGGCUGAUGCGGAUGCUGAUGCUGAGGCCGAAGCCAAGGCUGACGAGUCGGAUGUUACCAUGGGCGAGGCUGAAUCUAAAGGAGAGAAGCCGGCUACUCAACCUACUGCUGACCUGCAGGAACUUCCUCAGUACACUCCUGACGAACUCGCCGGCAUGAGCAAGGAGACCCUAAAGGGCGAGAUUGCAGCUCUCGAAGAAAAGACACAAAACGCUGGUGUUGACCUCGGCGUUCUAGGCGAGUACAAGCGCCGUGUUGAGGAACACGCCGCUCGCUCGUCUGACCUCCAGACUGCGCUAGACGAGCGCGACGCCGUCAAGAAGCGAUGCGACGACCUGCGCCGCAUGCGCCUCGAGGGCUUCAUGGAGGGUUUCAGCACGAUUUCGCUGCGCCUCAAGGAAAUGUACCAGAUGAUCACCAUGGGUGGCAACGCCGAGUUGGAGCUCGUCGACAGUCUAGACCCCUUCAGCGAAGGCAUCCUGUUCAGUGUCAUGCCCCCCAAGAAGAGCUGGAAGAAUAUUGGUAACCUUUCUGGUGGUGAGAAGACCCUGAGUUCGCUUGCCCUCGUCUUUGCGCUGCACCACUACAAACCCACGCCGUUGUACGUCAUGGACGAAAUCGACGCCGCCCUCGACUUUAGAAACGUUUCCAUUGUCGCAAACUACAUCAAGGAGCGCACCAAGAACGCCCAGUUUAUUGUCAUUUCCCUGCGAAACAACAUGUUUGAGCUGGCUGCUCGCUUGAUUGGUGUCUACAAGGUCAACCAUAUGACUAAGAGCGUCACCAUUGAGAACCGCGACUUCAUCGUCCGCCCGCAGCAGCAGCAGCAGCAGUAUCAGAGGCAGUUUACGGGAUCGGGGCAGACAACGACACUUGCGCUUAGAUAGUAGGAGUCGUGGCAGGUGGCCGCUGUAUAUGUUGAUGAUGUGCGAUAUGAGGCGUUCUUGGCAUGGUAGAUGGUUUGCUUGUUUUUUUUUCUUGAUAUAACCUAUUUGGAUGUACGUUAUGGUUUCAAGACGAAUAUAUUUAAUACGUUUUUGUUAUGUUUUUUUCUUGGCAGUCAACCAGUUCGGGUCGCACUGCCUCGGUUGCUUAAACGCGCCAGGCCCCGUAUUCAUUCCGGGAUUAUACAAACAGGUUUAUGUAAAACAGACUAUUGGUAUUUCGGCUACCAUUGGAAUUAUCCAAGCGAGCUGUCAAGUGCGUCUUGAAAUGUAUAAAGACUUGGUCAUUGGACUGUUGUUGCUGU
Molecule: messenger RNA, 5053 nt
Organism: [Torrubiella] hemipterigena
Lineage: Eukaryota; Fungi; Ascomycota; Sordariomycetes; Hypocreales; Clavicipitaceae
Source: the annotation of a GenBank genome assembly